AACGACUCUCCCGUCCUUCCUUCACUUCAUCCACUUCUCAAAGCCACAGCUCCCAUCUCACUCAUUCCAUCAUGGUAGCCAUCAAGAAUGCCCUCAGACUCGCCUUGCUUUCGCUGGCGCUUUCGGCCAAAGCACGCAAGUGGACCUUUCGCAUCAACGUGAAGCGAUGGGACAACCUCGAUUGCGAAGGGUACAAGACUCUCGAGAACCCCAAAGCUCUCGGAACGAAGAUCAAGGAUGGAGAUGGAUGCCAAUCGUGGCCGAAAGGAAAAUCGUUCUACUCGUUCACGUGGCAGUGGAUGAAGUACGUGACCGGGGAGAAGUUCCGGGAAGACAUAUCGUGUGCGCUGCUGGUGUACGAGCUGGAUGACUGCGGUGGGCAUCUGGUCUGGUGGAAGGACGAUGCCAACACUUGGGAAGAUCUUGGUGAUUGCUUUGCGAUGCAUGGGAUGCCUGGUAGGAGCAUGAAGUUGACAUGCAGGAAGAAGGGCGUCGAGCCAGAUUGGAUGGAUAAAACUCACUGGACUUCUCCAAUGGUGUACAAUGAGACUGUGGUGCUUCCUGUGCCGGAAUGAAGCUGCCAAUUGAU
This is a messenger RNA of Zymoseptoria tritici IPO323, 589 nucleotides long. RefSeq lists its product as hypothetical. The coding region runs from base 72 to 575 and encodes 167 amino acids. NCBI's taxonomy places the organism in Eukaryota, Fungi, Ascomycota, Dothideomycetes, Mycosphaerellales, Mycosphaerellaceae. The transcript is spliced from 2 exons. The record is from RefSeq and is a predicted model, not a curated record.